Molecule: messenger RNA, 1026 nt
Organism: Spinacia oleracea (spinach)
Lineage: Eukaryota; Viridiplantae; Streptophyta; Magnoliopsida; Caryophyllales; Amaranthaceae
Exons: 2
Coding region: 139-702 (187 amino acids)
Cellular component (GO): cytoplasm
Molecular function (GO): protein-disulfide reductase activity
Source: RefSeq, a predicted model, not a curated record
CGCAAAGUUUGCCUCAUCCAUUACCCACUUACCACAUUUCCACAUCCCACUCGCCCCACUCGCUCCCGUCCCCCCCUGCACUUCUCUCUCACGCUCAGAUCUCUUCCCUUUCUACAUUUUUCUCUCUCCUCCAUUUCCAUGGCGAUUCUCCUCGAAUCUCUCGCUAUUCCUUGCUCUUUACCUUUUCCUUCAGCCUCACUUUCUCCGAUUUCCUCUUCUUCCUCUACACCAUCUUCCCUCUCCACUUCGCUCAAAUUGCCAGAGUUCAGAGGCUUGAAGGUCAGCUCCGGUUGUUCAACUCGUGCUCUCGGAUCGGUGACUUCGCGCGCCAGGAUAGGUCGUCGUUGUAGCCGAAUCGUUUGUGAGAGUUCUGAUACAACUUUUCAAUUGCCUUCUGUAACUGAAGAAACAUGGAAAUCCCUAGUCCUGGAAUCAGAAUUGCCUGUUAUUGUAGAAUUCUGGGCUCCAUGGUGCGGGCCUUGUCGAAUAGUCCAACCAGUAAUCGAUGAGCUAUCGAAGGAGUUUGCUGGGAGGCUUAAGGUGUUCAAAGUAAACACUGAUGAUAGUGCGAACAUUGCAUCUGAAUAUGGAGUCCGAAGCAUUCCAACUGUUAUAAUUUUCAAGAAUGGCGAGAAGAAAGAAGCAAUUAUUGGUGCUGUCCCCAAAACUACUUUAACCUCCAGCAUAGAGAAGUUCUUGUGAACGUGAUUUGUGAUAUGGUGGGUAGUAAGUUGAUCUUUGGAUUCCAACUGGUUCUUUUUUCAUUAGGUGGGUAUAUGGUGAUGCUGUGCUAAAACAAUAAACUUGAUGUGGUCCUGUAUAGUUGAUGCUAUUGUAUUUGGAUUCCUUGGAAGAUUCGGGUUGAAGUUCCGUAGAUGUGUCUGUUCUUAAUGUGAUAAGGUAGUAGCUUUCUAAAGUUCCAUGUUAGAUAACCUUUGUUAGAAGCGAUAUCGCAUCUGAUUUUCUCAAGGCUUAACAAGCUUUCCAGCAAUUGCUAUGACUUAAACAAGUUCGUUCUGGACUCUA